AUGAGAUUAAUAAAAGGAAGUAAAGUGGAGAUCCUUGUCAAUACCUCCAGACUUGAAGUAGAAUGGCAUGGUGCCCGUAUUACUUCUGGUAACGGGCACACUUACAAUGUUAAGUAUGACCAUUCUAGUGCAAACGAUAAGGCUCUUUCGAGGAGGGUUCCAAGGAAGGCCAUCAGACCAUGCCCCCCUGCUAUGAAAAAUAUUGAGAGUUGGAAAGUUAAUGAUGCUGUGGAGGUUUGGCAUGACGGAUGCUGGAAGAAAGCUACUGUGUUGAAGUACGUGACUGGAGAAUUGUACUUGGUAGCGUUGCACGGAUCUUGCACGGAGCUGAAGGUCCAAGAAAUUCACAUGAGGAUGUGCCAAUCAUGGGAAAAUGGUCAAUGGAUCAUUAGUCCAAAGGUACCAGCCAACUCUAGAGUGAUGAAGUUUAGCCGAAAUUUGAUUUCAAACAACUAUAAGGUGAUGCCUGAUGUUCAGCAAGCUAACAAUGUUUGUUCACUAGGAUUGGAUGACAGCUGUCUCCAUCUACCCUCACCUUCAACUUUGAAAAGAGCGUGCUCUCAUGGCUCAUCUCGUAUUGAGGAUUAUCCCAGGAAAAAGAGGGCUGGUGUGAUUAUGGGUGAGUCUAAAAGGUUCAAAGCAGUAUCCACCGCUCCAUUGAUGGAAAAGGUAGAUGCUAUUGCUUACCCACAAAAUAAUAUGGGUGAAAAAUACAUGCAUUAUUCCUUCACUAAUAGUACCAAUCAAUUAUAUGGAAUAGGGAAGCAGAAUCCUUGUAAUGUUAAAACCACUGUAGAACAGGAUUAUACUUGUAGUAAUGUGAGUUCAGUUGGCAGCUGUAGUGUAAUAAGUGGUAGUGCGAAUGAAUUUUUUGGUGAUAGGUUAGCAGGUCCUUUCCAAGAUGAUGCAGAUUCCCUUCGCAGUAAUCCAGAAUUUCCAGAUGUUGAAGAUGUUGACGGAUUUUAUGGUGAUAUGUUGGUAAAUCCUUGCCAAAGUGAUGACAAUACCAUUUGCCGUGACGCAGAUUCUCUAGAUGUUGAAGAUGCGGAUGUAGGAUGCACCUUUAUCCCAAAAGAGGUCGUAGCCGAAAAAAUCCAUAGGGCCAGUGUAGGAGGCUUGCAUGCCUUGCUUCCAAUGGCUAAAUGUGAUGCUAGGUGUGCUUAG
Molecule: messenger RNA, 1164 nt
Organism: Vicia faba (fava bean)
Lineage: Eukaryota; Viridiplantae; Streptophyta; Magnoliopsida; Fabales; Fabaceae
Source: the annotation of a GenBank genome assembly